Messenger RNA from Vicia villosa (hairy vetch), 481 nucleotides. Its product is annotated as cytochrome c oxidase subunit 6b-2. The transcript is spliced from 4 exons. The record is from RefSeq and is a predicted model, not a curated record. Gene Ontology annotation, cellular component: respiratory chain complex IV; mitochondrion. Bases 61 to 294 code for a protein of 77 amino acids. Lineage: Eukaryota; Viridiplantae; Streptophyta; Magnoliopsida; Fabales; Fabaceae.
CUUUCUUUUAGUUUUGUUCAUUUCUUCAUUGAUUUGUUUAUCGAGUCUCCCUCACUCAUCAUGGCCGAGAUUGAGCUAAAAACAGCACCUGUUGAUUUUCGCUUUCCUACAACUAAUCAAACCCGGCACUGUUUCACUCGCUACAUAGAGUUUCAUAGGUGCCUUACAGUAAAAGGUGAUAACUCAGGGGAAUGUGAGAAAUUUGCCAAAUAUUACCGUUCUCUUUGCCCCGGUGAAUGGGUUGACAAGUGGAAUGAACAGAGGGACAAUGGAACCUUCCCCGGUCCUCUUUGAAAGCAUGUGUGUUUGAUACCUUUCUGACAAAUUUUUAAACAUUUUGUUGGUUUGUUUUCUUGAAUACUUUUGAUUAUCUUCACCAAUUCAUGGUGUAGAUCAAUAAUGCAGCCUCUGAUUUUCGUUGCUCCACAAAUUAUUGAAACCAGUUUUCUUUUUAAGCUAAUGUCAUGGUUCUGAUAUAUUA